AUAUGAUCUCAAACACCAUUGUGACUUUUGAAAUGGACAACUGGAUCUAUUCUGGUUUGUGAUUGGCCUUAAACUGACUUGCAACCACAGAAAAACCUCACAGCAUCUCUAUCUCAUUCGUGCUUGAAAUCUGUAUAGUAACGUUACACCACCAGUUCAGUCAUGUAUGGAAGUGCUCGGUCAGUUGGUAAGGUUGAACCAAGCAACCAGAGUCCUGGGCGUUCACCAAGGUUGCCAAGAUCACCGCGUUUGGGUCAUCGUCGAACCAACAGCACAGGUGGGAGCUCUGGAAACAAUGCUGGUGGUGGGAGUGGGAAAACGCUUUCCAUGGAAAAUAUUCAAUCCUUAAAUGCUGCCUAUGCCACGUCUGGCCCUAUGUAUCUAAGUGACCAUGAGAACGUGGGUGCCGACACCCCUAAAAGUACCAUGACUCUUGGCCGAUCUGGGGGGCGACUGCCUUAUGGAGUCAGGAUGACUGCUAUGGGUAGCAGCCCCAAUAUUGCCAGUAGUGGGGUUGCCAGUGACACUAUUGCAUUUGGAGACCACCACCUCCCUCCAGUGAGCAUGGCAUCCACCGUGCCUCACUCACUGCGCCAGGCUAGGGAUAACACUAUAAUGGAUCUACAGACACAGCUCAAAGAGGUGCUACGAGAAAAUGAUCUGUUGCGCAAAGAUGUGGAGGUGAAAGAAAGCAAGCUGAGCUCCUCCAUGAACAGUAUCAAGACCUUCUGGAGUCCUGAGCUAAAGAAGGAGAGAGCCUUAAGAAAAGAUGAAGCUUCCAAAAUCACCAUUUGGAAGGAGCAAUAUAGAGUUGUGCAGGAAGAAAACCAGCACAUGCAGAUGACGAUCCAGGCUCUCCAGGAUGAGCUUCGGAUCCAGCGGGACCUGAAUCAGCUGUUCCAGCAGGAUAGCAGCAGCAGAGCCAGUGAACCAUUUGUGGCGGAGCUGACAGAGGAGAACUUCCAACGGCUUCAUGCAGAGCAUGAGCGCCAGACCAAGGAACUUUUCUUGCUGCGCAAAACCUUAGAAGAGAUGGAACUACGCAUUGAGACUCAGAAGCAGACCUUAAAUGCACGUGAUGAGUCGAUCAAAAAACUGCUGGAGAUGUUGCAAAGUAAAGGACUGUCUUCAAAAGCCACAGAGGAGGAUCAUGAGCGAAUAAGGCGGUUGGCUGAAGCGGAAAUGCAUGUCCAUCAUCUGGAGAGCCUGUUGGAACAAAAGGAGAAGGAAAACAAUAUGCUGAGGGAGGAGAUGCAUCGUCGGUUUGAAAAUGCCCCUGACUCAGCCAAGACAAAAGCUCUGCAAACUGUUAUUGAGAUGAAGGACUCAAAAAUCUCCUCCAUGGAACGUGGCCUCCGUGACUUGGAAGAGGAGAUUCAAAUGCUGAAGUCGAAUGGAGCUCUAAGCACUGAAGAGCGUGAGGAGGAAAUGAAGCAAAUGGAAGUGUACCGUAGUCAUUCCAAAUUCAUGAAAAACAAGGUAGAGCAACUGAAGGAAGAGCUAAGUGCCAAAGAGACCCAAGGGGAGGAGCUGAAAAAGAGAGUGGCUGGUCUCCAGGCUGAGAUUGGUCAGGUGAAACAGGAGCUGUCACGUAAAGAUACUGAGCUGCUGGCCUUGCAAACAAAGCUGGAGACCCUCACAAACCAGUUCUCUGACAGCAAGCAGCAUAUUGAGGUGCUGAAAGAAUCCCUUACAGCUAAAGAACAGAGAGCUGCCAUCCUGCAGACAGAGGUGGAUGCUCUACGACUACGUCUGGAGGAAAAAGAGACAAUGCUAAAUAAGAAGACAAAGCAGAUCCAGGAGAUGGCAGAGGAGAAAGGGACUCAAGCAGGAGAGAUACAUGACCUCAAAGACAUGCUGGAUGUGAAAGAACGCAAAGUCAAUGUUCUUCAAAAGAAGAUUGAAAAUCUCCAGGAGCAGUUAAGAGACAAAGAAAAACAGAUGAGUAGUCUGAAGGAUCGCGUAAAAUCUCUACAGGCUGAUACUACAAACACUGACACUGCCUUGACCACACUGGAAGAAGCACUUGCAGAGAAAGAGCGGACUAUUGAGCGCCUGAAGGAGCAACGGGACAGGGAUGAGCGAGAAAAACAAGAGGAGAUUGACAACUACAAAAAAGAUCUUAAGGACCUGAAAGAAAAAGUCAGCCUCUUGCAAGGAGAUCUCUCAGAGAAAGAGGCUACCUUGUUGGAUCUGAAGGAACAUGCCUCAUCUCUGGCAUCUUCAGGACUAAAGAAGGACUCCAGGCUUAAAACGCUGGAAAUUGCUUUGGAACAGAAGAAGGAAGAGUGUCUGAAAAUGGAAACUCAGCUGAAGAAGCAACCUGAAGUUUUAUUGAGCCAUCCAUCCAAGCCAGCUCAUGAAGCUACAUUGGAGGCCAAGGCAAGUCCAGAGCUGAAUGACCGAUUCCAGAAGCUGGAGCAGGAGGUGGCACUGUACCAGGAAGAAACCAGUAAGGCUCAAGCUGAAGUGGAUCGACUGCUGGAAAUCCUGAAGGAGAUGGAAAAUGAGAAGAAUGAUAAAGAUAAAAAGAUAGCAGAAUUGGAGAGUCUCACCUCAAGGCAAGUCAAAGACCAAAAUAAGAAGGUAGCAAACCUUAAGCACAAAGAACAAGUGGAGAAAAAGAAGAGUGCGCAAAUGUUAGAAGAGGCCAGACGGAGAGAGGAUAAUCUCAAUGACAGCUCGCAACAGCUUCAGGAUAACCUGCGUAAAAAGGAUGAUCGGAUUGAAGAAUUGGAAGAGGCGCUGAGAGAAAGUGUGCAGAUAACUGCAGAGCGGGAAAUGGUGCUAGCACAAGAGGAAUCAGCCAGGACUAAUGCUGAGAAACAGGUAGAGGAGUUGAUGAUGGCAAUGGAGAAAGUGAAGCAAGAAUUGGAGUCCAUGAAAGCAAAGCUGUCCUCUACCCAGCAGUCUUUAGCUGAGAAGGAGACCCAUUUGACCAACCUUCGAGCAGAGAGGAGGAAGCAUUUGGAGGAAGUUCUGGAGAUGAAACAAGAAGCCCUUCUUGCUGCCAUCAGUGAAAAAGAUGCCAACAUUGCUCUGCUUGAGCUUUCAUCUUCUAAGAAGAAGACCCAAGAUGAAGUGGCUGCUCUGAAGCGAGAAAAGGACCGCCUGGUGCAACAGCUCAAGCAACAGACUCAGAAUCGCAUGAAGUUGAUGGCAGAUAACUAUGAGGAUGACCACCUCAAAUCCUCAUCCCAUUCCAACCAAACCAACCACAAACCUUCUCCAGACCAGAUAAUUCAGCCCCUUUUAGAACUUGACCAGAAUCGCAGCAAAUUGAAGUUGUACAUUGGACACCUGACAGCCCUCUGCCAUGACCGUGACCCCCUGAUUUUGCGUGGACUUACCCCACCUGCUUCCUACCACAUGGAUGAUGACCAGGCAGCUUGGGAGAAAGAGCUGCAGAAGAUGACCCAGGAACAGCUUCAUGGUGAGUUAGAAAAGGCUGAGAAGGACAGCGCUGAGCUGCAGGAGUUUGCCAAUGCCGUACUACAGCAGAUAGCAGAUCACUGCCCUGACAUUCUGGAGCAAGUUGUCAACGCACUUGAGGAGUCGUCAUGACGUCAGCUGCUAACCCAAACAGAGCAGCACACCCGGUGGCCAAGCCCAGGCAGUCCAAGAAGUAAUGACCAUGGAGAGAAUUGUGAAAGAAGGACAAAGGAAUAGGAAAUUUUGGUGCACCUUUUACAAAGAAAGAAAACUUUAUAAAAGUACAUGCUAUCUUGGUUCUUCCAGCCUAUGAUUACUGAAUUAUGUCUGCAUUCAUCCUCUCACUGCCUUUCUACUUUGGUAUCUGCUGCCCAGCUAACUUUCUCUUGCUGGCAUUGAGGCUUUUGGAUAUGUCUAAGCCGAGACUUGCUGAGUCCAGUGAGCAAGAAGAGGGCUUUUGGACAUGAGUGGCUAUGAUUUUUCUUGAGGUUGAAUGGGGGAGCAUUUGUCUUUUGUGGCUGUUUUCUUUUCCCAUAUAAACUUAAAGCCUGAAUUUUUUCAUAACUAAAACUGAGAGGACACUGAUAAAGGCCCAAAGAUGGUCAGCAUCAUCUAGCUAUCUCAGGAUUUGCCUUCUAUCUCUAAAUUACUGAUUUCUUAUGAAAAGGGAAAAGUCUUCUUCUGUGGUCCCACUGGUCACUUCCAUGCAUUAACUGUAGGCAAGAUAGGCAUUCUUUUUGGCAGUUCUGUUUACUAGACUGGCUUUUUUCGGUAUCUCCUAGUUAUUGUGCAUCAUAGUGUACCUCAUCUGUAUCUCGUAAAUUCUUCUUCCUUCAAACAGGCUCUGGGCAGCAGGGCACCUCCUUUACUUGACUUUUCUCCCUUACUAUUGAUAAUUUUUCAGGCAGUGACUUUGUGACUGCUAAUUGCCAGGAGAAAGUUGCAAAAGGUGUGACUUUUUUAGAGUGAUUUAUGCAAACUAGUAGAACAGGCUGUGUGGACACUCUAAUUUAAAUCAGGUUUAUUUUUGUUAUCUUAAGAAUUGUUUGAAGCUAAACUGAAAUAAGCCAUUCUUAAAAUAAGAGUAUCUUCACUAUGCUUUCCAGUGAUUUAAGUAAUUUGGUUUAAAAUCAUAUCAUUAGUUAAACCUAUGCAACUUUUGUAUGUAUACGAGACCUUAGUCAUGAGCUCAUCCACCUCUUACCUUUACUAAAUCGCUUGCUUAUAAGUGAUGUGAUCCCACAUAGCUGAUUUGUUAGCAAAUCAGAUAUCUGCAUCAUGGCUAGGACUGAUUGUUCUUUCAUGCACUUUGCACUAGCGUUGAAGACAUGGCUUUGUUACAAGUCUUCAGUGAGUUACUUGUGAAUACUCAUAGGACAGAACUUCUUGGCAUCAUCCUACAUGCCCCUUAAAGGAAUUCUCCCCCCUUUUGAAUUUUGGUGCUGUCGUAUUCAAAGUUGAAAAACCAGAGUCUUGUUCCAUUAAAGAAGGGGGGGGGGGGGAGGAGGAUUUGGAAACAAAUAUCACAGUGCAUAGACUGCUGACUCUUCAGCUGCUUUCCCAGGUUUGCAUCAGUAGUCAAUAUCUUGACUUCCGGUGCCUCAGCUCUAUUUUUAACUGAUCUUUCAAAUUCUAGAAAUACCUGAUAUUAAAUGUGCAUAAUCCAAGCCUUUAGGGCAGCCUCUCAGUAGAUCGCUUUCACCAUUUGGAUCCUACAGGGUAAUUUCCUGUCCCCAUCAUUACAUUCUGAGCCUACAUCACACAGCCCUUUCACUGCCCAAAAUGCUGUAGUCCCUGUCAGCUAACCCCAUUUCCUUGUCUUUCAAGUCUCAGAGCAGUUUUGUCCUCUCCUUUUUCCAUUUUUAGGUUAACUAAGCCAUCUCGAUACAAAGAUGAUUGGCACAGAUGUAAGAGGCAGCACUCACCCUGCGCAUUUCUAAAAAUAGCACUGAAGGUCAAGGCAAGAAAAGGCAUUCCCAUAACAUACAAUGAAUAGCUUUAAAGUAAACCAUGUCUAAGUUCAUUCUACCUUUCCUGUUAUGAAAGGACAUAGUGGAACAUCCAUUGCCAACAGCAAGCCAUUUAAAGGAAUUCAAUCCUCUCCUCUCCUUGGAAUAAAAUAAAACAUUUUAGGGGGAACUGGAUCAGUAAUCUUGGUGUUAAGUGGCAAGAUAUGUCCCCUCCUGAGUUUCCUAAAAUGUUCAUAUUUAUUUGUUUUGAGCCUUUGUUGCUUUGCAAAUAAGGAAAUACAGCUUUAGUUCUCACUGGAGUAAUCUCACAGGCAGUGUCUGAUGCUUUUUGUCACAGAACAGGAAAGGAGUGGGAACCUGGCUGUUUGCAAGGGUGAAACAUCAUGUACCGGAAGGCAUGUAGACAGUGACUGUACAUACCACUGAACCAUGCCUCAUACCAGAGCCACUCCUUUGGCCUUAUUAUUUGAGUCAGCACAUUUUGGAAGAAGCUGUUUUGAACUCUUCCCUCUUGCUUUUUCUUCAUCACUUGUAAUGUACUCACUUUAGGAAUUUUAAUGCUGUCUAUAAACCUAUCACAGCCAUCAUCAUAGCAUCUUCCCACCACUUCCUGACUGUCCCACUAGCUUACAUGGUCCAAUUUGCAGCUGGCCUCGUUCCCUGCUGUAAAACAAUCCUCUUUCUGUGAGAAGCUGUGGAAUUUCCUUAUCAAUGUUUCAAAUGACUCCAACUCGUAAACCUCUUACUGAGAUGCUCCUUGAUAGUAUUUCUGAGGGGAGGGGAGGGGAGUGAGUAGUGUCAUUUGUGGCUAUUUCAGUACUUUAUUUCCCUUUAUUGCACUACCCAUAAAUCACAAGAAAGCCCUGAUUUUCAAUGCUGAGACUUCGAGGGUCUUUAACUGAGCUGCCACCAUGUGGCUACAUUUCUGCACAACUGCAAUGGCCUCAACAAAGGCAUGCCAGUCUCAUGACAGUGGGUGCAAGGUUUAUGCAGUGAAAGCCAUGUAAAUCCUACUGUUUACACUCUCCACUGCUCCCAGCAUGUUCUUUGGAGGAAUUUGUCAAGCAGGGAUAAUUACCACAGUGGCCAUUUGUUUUUUAUCUUCAAGCCACACACCUGCUGUUCUUCUCCAUCUGGAUUAUUGUGCCUUGCCUACAUUUCCUUCCAUUACGUAUUGUUGUUUUCUUGGGCUCCAAGCCCUGCCUGCCACUGUGAACCAUGAUCUAAGCCCUCAGCAAAGUGAUUUCAGGGAGUGAGCCAGAUAUCUGAGAACAGACUUGAUCUGACUUGAUCUCUAGUGAACUGCGGCUAAUAACUGCUUUGAUCCUGGUCAGAUAGCGAUAAUGUCAUGCUGAAUAGCUCUGGGAGCUUUUUGAGUUAGGGAGAGAUGGCUGGCCACUGAAUAAUACUGAACAUGACCUGUCUCAACUCUUUGUUUUAUUUUAUGGCGUUCCAUGCCAUUGGCCUUAGCCAAUGACAUAGAUUUAGAUGACAUAGAAUCCAUCAUGAGAUGUUGUAUCAUGCACAUGGCAAAAGGGUAGGGAAGUCCACGUGCACAUGUGUGCAGUCACUCAAUUGCACAACUUUCAUCACUGAUCUUUUAAACUUGUAUUUCCCCAUCUCAGCUGCAAGCUCUACAGUGCAGUAGUAGUCCUGGCAAAUUCAUGUGCCCUUUUUGAUUUCCUCCCCCAGAAUCCAGUUUCCAAGGAUAACCUUACAAAAAGAGUCUGCAGAAUCUCGAUAUUCUUGCCACAUUAUCUGUUUGCUAUAAAAUUAUGAUGGGGUUUUAUUGGAAGGGUUUCACCCUAUUAAAGUGCUUAUUUGUACAGAAGGUAAAGAACUGGAGAAACUCUUCAUAGUAGAUUAAAUAGGAUAUGUCAUCAGGAUCUGAGUGUAGAUAGAGGUGGAAUUCCUCAAACCCCACAUAAACCCUGACAUUCAUACCCUACCUAGUCACGAUCCCUACAAGAUAAUUUCCUUUGCACCACAUACAAUUUAAAAACACUAAUGAAAAGGACAUUGCAACACUAGAACUGCAAAAACAUUGACACUGUUUGUAAUUGGAGGAAGAAAUGACUGAGGUACAUCCCAUGUGAAACUCUAAACUUGUGGUAUUGUGUCUUAUGUGGACUACCUUUGGCCAGAUCUCCCCCUAAGAAAUGCCAUGCUCUCUUUGAAAAAUCUAAACAUCAGGAAAUUCCAAGUGGGUGGAGGAUGAAAGUUACGUGAUACAAGAAUCUAUAUGUGCCGUUUCCAUGUGUACUGCUGGACUAAUACCUCCUCUAGCAAUUUUUUGAUACUUGGUGUCUUUUUUUUUUGUACCGGGGAAGAAUGGAGACCUAAUAUCAUAGACCCCCCCCCCUUCCCCAUACCCCACACACACACUAUUUUCUGAAUCCAAUGGUGUCUAUUUUUCCUCACCCUACAACUCCCACCUAUAGUGGCGGCUAAUGUUUAUUGUGUUGGGAAAUUCUCACAUCUGAUAAAGGAUAAAUGGAACAGCCCACACACAUCCCAUUGUCAAUCAUUGCCAUGAAGGUUUCCUUACAUAGGCUGAUGGGAUAGAGAAUCCACUGUUGAUUCCAAUAUAAAGCAAAAGUUCCACUACAUCACCAGUGUACAUACACUACAAAGACUUCAAUGAACUAAAAAGGAAAAUAGUACAAUCAAGAUGUCUGGCAUUGAAAGAAGCCCCUACGCAACUGAAUUAUCUGCACUGACCCAGACAGCGGAAACAGAAGGCUCUGGAUAAAUAACACUGCCCCAGUGAAGCUAAGGGGUGGGAGGCAAUGAGCCUUCUUGGACUGUGCUAAACUGAGAGGAUAAACUCUUCUCUGCCAAUCACAUAGUCGUGGCAGAACAUGAGCGUCAGGUUUUUAAAACAAAAUGUUUUUAAUUGAUUUUUUUUCACAUAAGAAGGGGGUUCCCUAUGCUAUAGCAGAUCCUUCUGAACAAAAUGGCUGUGUCCACAAUUUUUUUUUAAAAGGAAAGAAAACUAUUUCAAAACUUUUUAGUGUCAAAUGCAUAAACACAAGAAUCCUGACUUUUUUCCAGUGUGUGUGGCGAGUGCUGUAACCCUGUCAUCGGUAUUUCCCCUGACUUUUUCAGGGUAUUUUUUUCUGUUUUGUUUUCUGCUUGUCAAUAUUGUCUGUGUGGUCCUAUGACUGGGACAGUUACCAACAGUGUGUGUCUGUUGUCAGAUUUUUAAAAAAAGCGAUAGUAGUAGAAUUGAAAAAGAUGUGUUUUUUUCAAAAUAAUAAUAAAUGUAAUUAAAAGGAAUUCAAGUAAUGAUGCAGCAAAGUUCUGACUCCUCCUCCUAGGUUUGUAAGGAAAAAGAUUUGUGGGCUCAUGGUUAUAAUCAAUUGCCUUUAACAGGCUAGUGACUUCAAAAUUAAUUUGGUCUCUUAGGAAAUAACCCCAUACUGUGUGAUCCCUCUCCCUAGUUUUACACUGUAUGUACUAACCACAGAGUAUAGAAAUGGGAGGGGAAAUAGUAUAUUAGUAUAGUCUUUGCUAGUAAAAUUAUUAGCCCAACUAGCUCUUCAGGCUAUCAACUUGGAUGCUAUGGGUAAAUUUUCAGACAUUGACACUUGAAUUGCACCUAUAAAUUAUGUGAGCAUGUGCAAAUGCAUAUUAGCUUCUAUAGUUACCAGUUGCAUUGUGCAAUACUUGUGUGGCAGGUGCCUGUUUUGAAAACUAGCCCUCUGUGUCCAGCAUCUUUUGUGCUGAAUUAAAGGGCUUCCAGCCUUUUUCUGCUCCAGUUGUUUUAAAGAUUAGACUACAUACUCUGUCAACUUAAAACAGCAUAUACAGUAAACAGAUAAGUUUCUGUACUCCUGUUGUUAGUGAUACCUUAAAUUAUUUUAAAUGAAUGUAUUUUUUACAAUUCUAUUUUUCACUAUGCUGUUUGAUUACUUUUUGCACUUUUUCUAGUUAGGACAUUGAAAACCAAGGCAAUCAGUUUCACUUUUUUGACUAGCCAUUUUCACUUUCAUGCCCUCCAUGCUCAGUUUGUUCAGUUAAAAAUAAAAAUCAGGGAACCAUUUCUGUUAAUAGUCUAGUAUAUAAAUCUAAAUUUCAAGCCAAACAUGAGUUAGACACUGACCCUUUUACUCUGCUUUUUCCCAUUCACCCAGCUCUCAGUGGUUCUGAUCAGGUCUCAGUCUCAGUGAAAUAUAUGUAAUAAUAUUUUUGCUUUUUAUCUAGUAACCUCAGUAUUUGGGAAGAGCACUAACUUGCAUGUGGCCUGUACUCUGUGCCAGAAUUGUGGAACUUAAAUUUUGAGUUCAGUAAUUGUAUUUGUUACAUUAAGUCCUGGGGCUGCUAUUAUUGAUAAAAUGCUUAUAGAUUUCUGAAGAAGGAUGAUUCAGAUGGGACCACAGCUAGGGGAACCAUGUCUGUGCUGAUCUAAUAUGCUGCUCCAAGCCCACUAAAACAGUAUUACUGUUUCUCUCUAAUUCAAUAAAUUAUGAGGACAGCACACCAGAUUCUGAUUUACCAAACUGUUCCUAGGGAUAACCCAGAGAAUUGUCAUAAGAGAUAAAAUUUGUGGAAGACCCCACACUAUAGACCGGGAUCCCUCAUUUGCUUUGGAAGAGACAUAUUGCACUUUAGUGAAGGAGGAGAUGGGCUUUGAAUUAGAGUCUGGCAUACUUGAGUUCCUUUUGGAAAUGCAGCAGCAGGAGACAUUGUUGUCUGUGAUGCAAAGUGUGCACGCUGCCUUCAAUUUGUAUGUGUUUUAUUGCUGGAGUCAUGUUACUGACAGGAUAAUGAAAUUGCAAAGAAAUUGUGUUAUAUUCAACUUUGCCUUGAUAAUAUAAACACUUGGUUCAUUUUUUCUUCUUUUUUUAAUUCACAAACUAAAUUCAUCAAGAAAUUAUAAAAUUA
Pelodiscus sinensis (Chinese soft-shelled turtle) is the source of this 10289-nucleotide messenger RNA. The record is from RefSeq and is a predicted model, not a curated record. Lineage: Eukaryota; Metazoa; Chordata; Testudines; Trionychidae.